AUGACCCUUGCUAGUUGGUGCCACCAGUGCCCUCCGAAGCCCAGGGCAAAGGGACCCAACGCAGGAUAACGGGAGGAAAGGCCCGCUACUGGUCCGUGGGCUCCCGAGGAGGCGCGCAGACAGGACAGGGGAGACAUCUGGGAGCGCCCCGCCACUCCGCCACCAUGUGCGAGCUCUACUGCAAGCAGGACACUCUGGCGCUGAGGAGGAAGCACAUCGGGCCUUCAUGCAAAGUUUUCUUUGCUGCGGAUCCCAUCAAAAUAGUGCGAGCCCAGCGGCAGUACAUGUUUGACGAGAAUGGGGCACAGUACCUGGACUGCAUCAACAACGUCGCCCAUGUGGGACACUGUCACCCAGAAGUGGUCAAAGCUGCCCAGAAACAGAUGGAAGUGCUAAAUACAAAUUCUCGAUUCCUCCACGACAACAUCGUCGAGUAUGCCAAGCGCCUUUCUGCAACCCUGCCGGAGAAACUCUCUGUUUGCUAUUUUACAAAUUCAGGAUCAGAAGCCAAUGACUUAGCCUUACGCCUGGCUCGGCAGUUCAGGGGCCACGAAGACGUGAUCACUCUUGACCAUGCUUACCAUGGUCACCUAUCAUCUUUAAUUGACAUCAGUCCAUAUAAAUUUGGAAAGGGCAGAGCUGUCAAGAAAGAAUUUGUGCAUGUGGCACCAACUCCAGAUACUUACAGAGGAAAAUAUAGAGAAGACCAUGCCGACCCAGCCAGCGCUUAUGCAGAUGAAGUGAAGAAAAUUAUUGAAGAAGCUCAUAAGAGUGGAAGGAAGAUUGCUGCCUUUAUUGCUGAAUCCAUGCAGAGUUGUGGCGGACAAAUAAUUCCUCCAGCAGGCUACUUCCAGAAAGUGGCAGAAUACGUUCGCGGAGCAGGGGGUGUGUUUAUAGCUGAUGAAGUUCAGGUAGGCUUUGGACGAGUUGGGAAACAUUUCUGGAGCUUCCAAAUGCAUGGUGAAGACUUUGUUCCAGACAUUGUCACAAUGGGAAAACCGAUGGGCAAUGGCCAUCCAGUGGCAUGCGUGAUAACAACCAAAGAAAUUGCAGAAGCCUUCAGCAGCUCUGGGAUGGAGUAUUUCAAUACGUAUGGAGGAAAUCCAGUAUCUUCUGCUGUUGGUUUGGCCGUCCUGGAUGUCAUUGAAAAUGAAGACCUUCAAGGAAAUGCCACAAGAGUAGGGAGUUAUCUUAUUGAGUUACUGAAUAAACAGAAGGCUAAGCACACUUUGAUAGGAGAUAUCAGGGGUACUGGCCUUUUCAUCGGAAUUGAUUUAGUAAAGGACCAUCAGAAAAGGACUCCUGCCACAGCUGAGGCUCAGCACAUUAUUUACAAGAUGAAAGAAAAGCGAGUGCUUCUCAGUGCUGAUGGACCUCACAGAAAUGUGCUUAAAAUAAAACCACCUAUGUGCUUCACUGAAGAAGAUGCCAAGUUUAUGGUGGACCAACUUGAUGGGAUUCUAACAGUUUUAGAAGAAGCCACUGGAGACAAAACUGAGAAUGUGAUCUCCGAGAAUACACCAUGCAGAACAAAGAUGCCUAAGGAAGUGCUCAGUGAGGGUGCUCCGGACCAGAAAGAAAAUCCCAGCCAAAAGAGAAAUGGAUUGUGCACGGAUAAACAUUCACUGCUCAGUAAAAGGCUCAAGACAUGAGAGAUUCAUGUUUUAAAGCAAGAUAAAUGUGCUGAAUGAAUAGAAGUGUCUCUUCCGUUUAACACCUCUGUUGUACUUUCUAAAGGUAGAAUUUGCGUUCCAUUCAGAUUUGUAAAUAAAAAAAGUAAGUGAGUAGUGAGAAUAAACCAAGUGAUGAUCAAACCAUGUCAAGAUUGUUCGUUCAGCCUCUAGCCUGUUGAUUCCGUACUUGAGCUUUCUGAAUGUACUUAAUUUAUUCUACUAAAUUCAAGCUUCAAAUUGAAUAUUACGUUGGUAGUUUCACUCCUCCUGUUUUAAUGAUUGCAAUGAGAGAGCAAAGUAUAGUAAGUUCCUUAAUGUUGGAAACUUAGUGCCUUAAGAUACAAAUUCUAUAAUGAUUCCAUUAUAUAAAAGUAUAUUUAUGGACUAUAAUAAAAUAUGAUGUAAACCAAAA
Rhinolophus ferrumequinum (greater horseshoe bat) is the source of this 2085-nucleotide messenger RNA. RefSeq names its product ethanolamine-phosphate phospho-lyase (gene ETNPPL). Bases 165 to 1652 code for a protein of 495 amino acids. Gene Ontology annotation, molecular function: transaminase activity; pyridoxal phosphate binding; ethanolamine-phosphate phospho-lyase activity. The record is from RefSeq and is a predicted model, not a curated record. The transcript has 13 exons. Lineage: Eukaryota; Metazoa; Chordata; Mammalia; Chiroptera; Rhinolophidae. Gene Ontology annotation, cellular component: mitochondrion.